UACAGCUGUCUGUAAGCGUAAGACAGCUGAAGACUUUCAGGAGAACACAGAAUAUACAAGACCGUACGGUUGGACGCAUUACCAGUCUUCGAUCAAUUUAAAAGAAAACAUGGCCAAUAGCAAAGAGGUUGUCGUCAGUGAUUCUCAGUUGAGUCCAGACUUCAUCCAGGAGCUUCUCCCGUCUGCGGAGCGAACGGCUCUCCUCUAUAAUCUGUCAUUCUUGUGUCUGGGAGGCUUCCCACAGCUGGAGCGUAUGAUCAGAGACCAAGCUCUUGAAACACAAAUGCUGUUCGGAUCCUCUGAGGCUGUUCUGCUGAAGUGUGCCGGCACGAGUUCCAACCUGGUCACCUCGCUGUUCCCGAUACUGAUAAAAGCUGUUGAGAAGAACAAACCCGUACUGGCUGUGAUCUACCUGGAGAAAGCCAGAACAUGGAUCGAGGACAUCAUCAGUGCCGUGGGUGACAUGGUGACGAGGUAUGAAAAACGAGCCCAAAGUGUGAAAACAUGCACCAGUGAUGUGUAUCAAGAACAGAACCAGACUGAAGGAAAAAUAAAGGAACACACUGUCGAGAUGAAGGCUCUGGAGGAUGCUCUGGACAAGCUUAAAGUGGAGCUGAAACAAAAUGAGAGCGAAAUGGAGGCAAUUGAGAACAAAAUUAAAAAAAACACUGAAGAGCAGCAGGAUCUGAUCGAAAAUAAUAAAUACCAUCAGUCUUUUUUAUGGGGCUUGUUCUCAUUUGAUGGACACUAUGACAAUGAUGCUAUUAUUGCUAAACAAGCCGAACAGACCCCUCUUAUCGCUAAAAAGGACAGUGUGCGAAACAAAAAGUGGGAAAUUAACAUCAAACAGACUGAUUUUCAGCUGAAGUUGGCCAAUUGCAAAAUAAAACAGGGUGAGAUUCCCAGUCCUGUUCACCUGAAGCAAGCGCAGAAGAAUCUUGAUCAAAUCCGACAAAUUCUGGUUGAUCUUAAUAAGUUCUGGGAGAAAGUGUCUGCUUUGCUAGGCACACUGAAAGACAAGACCUUUGCUGGAGAUAAACUGAUUGAAUACCUGGAAGACAUGAAGGAGGAGUUUCUGGAGUCCAUUGAAGAAGCAAAAAAGUGCUGGAACAGGUUUGGUGCAGGCUGUGAGAGAGCACAGGGCAUCUUCAGCGUUCAGUCAAAGACUGCAUAUAAAUUCCUGGAGAUCAAUCCGUCUUCACUCUCAGAGGCUGAAAGGAAUAAGCAGUACGAGUCUAUCAUGGAGAAGCUGAAGAAGAUCAAUCCUCAGGCCUCGGCCAAAGCCGCCAUCCCUACAUGACCGACAGAGAUCUGAUGCUUCUUUCACACUUUACACGCUCUUUAUAAGGCAUACACAUAUUAAUGCAUACAGCAUCUUGGCAUUUCUGUAACUCUUUGUAAUCUUUACAACUGUUCUUGCACAUGUUCAAUUACAGUUCCACAUACAUAUAUACUUUAGGAAAUAUUAUUUCCCCAUUUCUAUGUCUCAAUUUAUGACUAUCUCUCUUAAAAUUGCUUUGCAUUUCAUUAUGGUUUAAUGAUCUUGUGGUGGGUCUGGUCACAUGACUGAUGUCUAUGUCACACAAUAAAGACUAAAGACAUUAAA
Megalobrama amblycephala (Wuchang bream) is the source of this 1606-nucleotide messenger RNA. RefSeq lists its product as uncharacterized. Bases 110 to 1300 code for a protein of 396 amino acids. Lineage: Eukaryota; Metazoa; Chordata; Actinopteri; Cypriniformes; Xenocyprididae. The record is from RefSeq and is a predicted model, not a curated record. The transcript is spliced from 7 exons.